Molecule: messenger RNA, 8453 nt
Organism: Podarcis lilfordi (Lilford's wall lizard)
Lineage: Eukaryota; Metazoa; Chordata; Lepidosauria; Squamata; Lacertidae
Source: the annotation of a GenBank genome assembly
AGGCAGUGAGAGGUUUUACUGUCUUGGGCUCCGUGAUCACGAAGAGUCGGACAUGACUAAACGACUAAACAACAAGAAAAGUGGAUUGCAUACAGAGGUAAGGAAAGCAAACCACGGUCAGGUGUUGUUUCCCUUGGGCCCAUCAUGUUCUGCAAGCUGUGCAUCAUCAGCCCCCUCUGAAGCGGCCAUUUUCCCAUUCUUCCGCCGGGGACUUUUCUCACUCCGCCCGCGACUUAUUCCACGCCGCUUUCCUUUCCCCACUUCCGACGUCGAAGCGGACGCUGCGCCUCUGGAGUCGCGCUGAAAUGACGUGUCCGAGAGGCGGCGCUGCGAGGGCGCGGGGUCCUGUUCUUGCACGUGGCGGCGGCGGCGGAGGGGUGACGAUGGCGCCUCUAACGGCGGGUGGCGGAGGUGGGCAGGUGGGUGGGUCGGGCCUGGGGCUGGUGGUGAAGAAGGGCUGGCUGGAGCCGCGGGUUAGCUGGGGAGGCGGGAGGGGGAAGAGGCAGCUGCCCCUCCCCCCAAAUCAAUAAAGAUCAAUAAAAAUGCAUAGCAGACAGAGGUUCUGCCCCCCCAGAAGUAAUCCUGGCUACGAUCAUGCGUGGCAGGGGCGAUGAAGAGGUGGAGGGCGGUGGUGGGGUUCCGAGGAGGAGGAGGGUAGGGUCGCCACUGGUGUCCUAGAAAAAUACAGGACAGGGAGGUGCGGGAGGGGGGCAUUCCAGUCCCGUAUAAUCUAAACAAGCCCCACUCUCUUGAGCAUAGCUGUCAACAUUUCCCUUUUUUUAAGGGAAAUUCCCUUAUUCUGAAUAGGAUUCCCCGCAAGAAAAGGGAAAAGUUGACGGCUGUGCUCUUGUGCUGCCCCCCCCAAAAAUUAUGAGUCUUUGUAAAUCGUGUUUCUAAAGGAACUUUUGUGAUUACCAAAUGCCAAUGUGUUUGCAUUAUUAAGUUUGUUAUGAAUAAAGCAUCAUUUUAAUAAAAUAAAAAAAAUCCUUCCAGUAGCCGGGCUCCCGCGCCUUGCAGAGAGUUGCCUGCAUGCCGAAGGCUGGACGCACUGAGCUCAGCGCGCCCAGGCUUCGCACAGCUCUCCGCAAGGCGCAGGAGCCCGGCGCUGGGUUCCCGCGGCUUGCGGAGAGUUGCCUGUUCUGGGGGCUGGGGUCGGGGGAAGCUCAGGCUUCCCCCGCCCCAGCCCCGCACCUGGGGGGGGGGAAUAAUUUUUUCCCCUUUAUUUCCCCCCCAAAAAACUAGGUGCGCCUUAUGGGACGGUGCGUCCUAUAGGGUGAAAAAUACGGUAUAAAGGGCCCCAUUACCUUCAGUAGCUUAGGGCCUCAUCAAACCUAAAUCCGGCCCCCCAAAAAAAUCUGGUGCUGAAGUGAUUUCAGAGCAACCCAUUACAAUCCACUGCAGCCUAACAGGAUGGCCCCUCUGGAAUUUGUCACAGCGCAUAGACGCGGAUUUGUCAAUCUACCUGCGCUUGGCUACCCAGAGCUUAAAUACAUGACCUUUCACACACCCUUUCAGACACUGAAUUUGAAGGGAUCCAUAACUUGGCGGAGAAAAGAGAGCUGAAAUACAGGACAAAACUAUCCCUACAGGACACAGAGUUUUACAUUGAAAUAUGGGACAAUCCUGUAUUAUACAGGACAGGUGGCAACUGUAGAGUGGGAGGUGGGCUUCUUUGCCCUGCCCUCCCCCAGUGCCUCUCCACUUGGGAAUUGGUAGGGUGAUGGUCUAGGGUGCUAAGACCCGCCUGGCCAAGGCAGGUGGUGUUCAGUAGCUUGUUCUUGGGGGGGCAUUGAUAGCAGGGGAGGGGUUGGCAGUAGAAUGGGGCUUGCCCCUAUGUGUGGCAUUACAUAGAGGACAGCUAUAACUUUUAAGAAGAGUUUGGAUUUGAUAUCCCGCUUUAUCACUACCCGAAGGAGUCUCAGAGUGGCUAACAUUCUCCUUUCCCUUCCUCCCCCACAACAAACACUCUGUGAGGUGAGUGGGGCUGAGAGACUUCAGAGAAGUGUGACUGGCCCAAGGUCACCCAGCAGCUGCAUGCGGGGGAGCGGAGAUGCGAACCCGGUUCCCCAGAUUACGAGACUACCGCUCUUAACUACUACACCAUACUGGCUCUCCUUAAGGGGGUUUAUCAGUAGCUGGGGAGGAGUUGGCGGAUGUAUGCCUAUGCUAUGCCACCCAGUGGCAGACAGCCCUAAAUGGCCUCGGCCCAGUAUACCUGAAGGAGCGUCUCCACCCACAUCAUUCUGCCCAGAAGCCAAGGGCCUUCUGGCGGUUCCCUUGCUGCGAAAAGCCAAGUUUCAGGGAACCAGGCAGAGGGCCUUCUUGGUGGUGGCACCCGUCCUGUGGAAUGCCCUCCCAGCAGAGACCAACUGCUCUUCCCAAAGAGAAGAACAACUAUCAGACUUUUAGAAGACAUCUGAAGGCAGCCCUGUUUAGGGAAGCUUUUAAUGUUUUUAAUAGGUUUUGUAUUUUAGUGUUCUGUUGGAAGCCGCCCAGAGUGUCUGGGGAAACCCAAUCAGAUGGGCGGGGUAUAAAUAAUAAAUUCUAAGGAUAAUGAUGAUACGUUGCCUCGUUGUUGCCCAAGAUAAGUGUGUAGCAAGGCAAGUUUAGGUCCACAGUAUUCUGCGUGAAGUGGUGGUGUAUUUGAAGAUGUCUCUGUCUAGAACCAAGUUUGUUUUGAUCGGCAUGUGUGUACGCCAGAGCUUUCCAAACUGUGUCGCGACACUUUAGUGUGUCAGCUGCAGUGUGUAGGGGUGUUGCGUGAAUGCUCCCUGCAAAAGGGGUUUGUUUAACCCCCCGUUUGCUAGUAAAACUGAUUCACUGUGCCACAAAAUGAAACACGUCUAAAAAGUGUGUCACCAACAUGAAAAGUUUGGAAAGCUGUGGUACAGGCCCUUUAGCUGAAUGACAGGUCCUGUUUUUUACGGUGUUGUCACUAGAUUGUGGAAUGCCCUUCCCUUUGCCAUACACGAUGAAGCAGCCGUCAUUUUGUUCACGUGUUUUGCGAAAGCUUCUUUUUGGCCUGGCUGUCCCAGACCCAUAAGAUUGGACUCUGUUUUACAUGUGUGAAUCCUCUGGAUUUCUCUUUUAUUUGAUUGUAUGUGCCUUUCUAUUGCUGUUUUAUAGGUUUUCAGGUGUGUUUUUCCCCCUUUUUGAAUUAUGUAUUUGGUUUCUUUAGGCCAGGCGUCCUCAACCUUGGAUCUCUAGAUGUGCUGGGAAGAAGCGAAUUUGUACCCUUCAAAGCUCUACACAGGACCAUGCACCAGCCUUCCUCACAGGUUUGCUCCCUUACCCAUCCACAUCACAGUGAAUGCUUUGGUGAAAGGGUGGGAUAUAAAAGUGAAAAAUAAUACUACACGUCGGAAUUCCGAGGGUUCUAGUCUUUUUCCUGAAGGAUACAUGAAUUGCUCAGUCAGUAAUUUUCUGUCUUGUAUUCUUUUGUAGGGCUCUUCGCUCUGUUAUAGGAGGCAAUGCUGAACGGUGUUAACUUCCAGUUCCAAGUUCCGUUUAGUCUUUCGCCACCUUCCUUAACGGUUUUUUCUACGUGCUGUGCUUCUUACGUGACAAAAUGCCGAAAAGAAAAUGUAGAUUUUCUGUCGAGCUACAGAGGAAGUAUACCUGUUUCAGAAGAGGUAGGGAUGACUUCGAAGGGGAAUGCCUGGUAUGUAGACCGGGUACGUUCGUCUCUGUGGCACAUAAAGGAGGACGCGACCUGCAAUCGCACAUGGACUCCGAGAAACACAAAAUAGCAAUUCGAGGAGAAGCUUCUUCAGCGAAAUUUGCAAACGUUUUGGUAAAACCCUGUAACAGCAAAUGGGAAGAUGAAGUGACCGCAGCAGAAGGGACUUUCGCUUUUCACACCGUCAAACACCACCACAGUUAUAAUGUGAUGACGUGCACAUCAGGCCUCUUGAAGACGAUGUUCCCAGAUUCCGAUAUUGCAAGGAAGUUUUCAAGUGCAAAAACCAAGACAGAGGCAAUUGUAAAUUCUGUACUGGCUCCCGAUUGUUUGGAAAACAUUCUGAAAAGCCUUGAAGAAAACGAAAUAGGUUAUUGUGGCGUUUCUACUGACGCGAAUAACCACGGUCCGGUCAAGGUGGUUGCAAUAGUUAUUCAGUAUUUUGACUGGAAAAGUGGCGGUUUGCAGUCCAAAAUAAUUGAAAUGAAAAGCCAACCCAACGAGAGUGCAGAUACAAUCUUUUCGUACGUGAAGGAAACUCUUGAGAGUAAAGGACUGCUAAAGAAAUGCAUAGCGUUCACAGGUGACAACUGCAACACAAUGUUUGGAGGGACACAGCAGGAUUCAGAAGGGAGGAGUGUGUUUGCAAAGUCGAAGAGUGAGCUGGAUAACAAAACUUCAAUUGGUGUGGGAUGUCCAGCGCACAUUUUGAAUAACUGUGUCCAUCAGGCAGCAGACACGUUGGACGUCGACGUUGAGAGCAUCAUUUUCAAGAUAUACCAGUAUUUUCAUAUCUAUAGAGUCCAAACGGAGCAGUUAAAGGAGUACUGUGAAUUCGUGGACACUGAAUACAAAAAGCUGCUGUCCCACAGCAAAACACGCUGGUUGUCGUCCUUUCAAGGCAUCACUAGACUCAUUCAGGUGUUUCCAGCCGUCAAGGCCUUUUUCCUCUCGCAGAAUAAACCGCCAACAGUUUUGCAGGAGUUUUUUGAGCAUGAGCUUAGCGAAGCUUACUUAUUGCACCUGCAGUCUCUUAUGAGUAUGUUUCACUCCUACGUUUUAGAACUCGAAAGGGAGAAUAAUUCGGUUGUGGAGAUUCUGCAAGUUCUGCUUUGUGUCCAGAACAUGCUCGCUGAGCGCAGGAGCAACAGCUUCAUGUCCCUCAAGGUCAAGAGCCUUCUGAAAGAGAAGCGUGAGGCGGGUCUCGGCGUGGAGUGUGACAAAUUCUGCGCAGAGGUCAAUAGCUUCUAUGACAGCUGCAUAGAGUAUCUGGAAAAAUGGAUGGAGCCCAUGAAGGAGUUUUCAUGCUUCAUGUGGAUGUCUCUUAGUGAGUCGCUAGAGUGGGACAAAGUAGGACCUUCCAUAAAGUUUCUCCUGGACAGGGAUGUGUCCAUAGAUGAGGGGAAGUGCUUCGAUCAAUUCUGCAACCUCGAGAAGUUUGUGGAUCAGUUUAAAGGCGACGACGAGUUCAUUAAGCUCCAGGCACACCAGAAAUGGACCAAGUACUUUGAGACUUCCAAAAACGUUAUGUGCCACUCGGAACUUUUGAAGAUGGCCCAGGGUUUUUUUGCCCUCGCGUCGCAUCCUGCAAACGCGGGGUUAUCUUUCUCUCUGAGCAAAGAGAGAGGCAACUUAUCCUUGGACUCGCUGCGAAGCAUGGUGCUACUGCAAUAUAAUUACAAGCACAUUACUUGCAAGGAAUUUCACGCUUAUCUCUUAAGCAAUAAGCAGCUGUUGAACAAGAUCAGAUCUACAGAGAAAUACGCUUGGGCCAGACAGCGUCGGACAGAAGAACGAAGUGCCUCUGAAAGUGUUUCAUGAAUUUCAUACAGCAUACCGAUGUAUUGAAACACAUGUUCUAUUUUUUAUUGUAAUUUGAGCACAUUUACUUUCACAAUUGCUUACGUAUUCGAUUAUAACCACUUCGAUCGUUUGUAUUACUAUUAUUUUAAAAUGAGUCAUCAUAGCAAUCCGUAGUUAAGGAUAGAAGUCAGGAAAUGUGUAUUCUUUUUCACUCUUCAUAUUGCAUCCCUUUAUAUCUUGUCGUUUCUGUAUACAUUAGCAGGAGACGCUUCCCCAAGAUGGCUGUCCCAGCUCAGAUUGACUAGGGCUAGUUUGUUUAUUUGACAUAAUAGAGUGGGAGGGCAGCAGGGUGUGAUUGAUUGCCUUUGGUUAACUGCAGUAAGAUUUGCUUGCAUGUUUGGAGUUGGGGGGAGGAAGAAGAAGAAGAGGAGUUUGGAUCUGAUAUCCCGCUUUAUCACUACCCGAAGGAGUCUCAAAGCGGCUAACAAUCUCCUUUCCCUUCCUCCCCCACAACAAACACUCUGUGAGGUGAGUGGGGCUGAGAGACUCCAAAGAAGUGUGACUAGCCCAAGGUCACCCAACAGCUGCAUGUGGAGGAGCGGAGACGCGAACCCCGUUCCCCAGAUUAGGAGUCUACCACUCUGAACCAUUACACCACACUGGCUCUGGAUGGAUUGUUGGGUCAAGUAAAGCACAUUGAUUUGUAUGCUGUUGGUGGAUCCUUGUUGACUAUGGCUAGUUUUUAAACGCUGCACCGAUAAACUAGUUUGGGCCAACACUUUUCAAAACGCAACAGGCAAAAUAGCUGCCUUAAACAACAGCGAUUGGGCAUUGGGAAUGAAUAUACAGCGGCACCUCGGGUUACAGACGCUUCAGGUUACAGACUCCGCUAACCCAGAAAUAUUACCUCAGGUUAAGAACUUUGCUUCAGGAUGAGAACAGAAAUCGUGUGGCAGCAGCAGGAGGCCCCAUUAGCUAAAGUGGUGCUUCAGGUUAAGAACAGUUUCAGGUUAAGAACGGACCUCUGGAACGAAUUAAGUUCUUAACCCGAGGUACCACUGUACAAGCAUUCUCUGCUUGGCGAAAUUCUCUCUCUAAGUUGUCUCGUGCAGAAGCUGCCUGGAUAUUAAGAUCUGCAGGACAAAGCUUCCUGUAGCAUCAGGUCAGGCUGGGAAAGGACACCCUGCUGUUGUUAACUUUGCUGUCUGGUCUUUGACCAUAAUAAAGAAUGAUUGAUUGUCCUGCCCGCCGUCUGAAGCAUCAAAGAGAUGCUGCUAGUCAGUGUAGACGAGACCAAGGAAGAUGGACCAAUGGGGCAAUUGCUACGCCCCUCUUUAAAUCAGCCCUUUAUUCACUCAGAACCAUGUGGACUAGAAUCAUACUAUUAUAUUUGAGGGCAGGGCUGGAGCUGAGUGGUAGGGCAUCUGCUUUGCAUGCAGAAAGUUCUGGGUUUGAUCCCCAACGGCAUCUCCGGGUAGGGCUGGGAAGAUCCCCUUCCUGAAACGCUGGAGAGCUGCUGCCUGUCUGUGUAGACAGUACUGAGCUAGGUAAGCCAAUGGUCUGACUCAGUAAUGCCGCCAUUCCUUUUGUGGAAUGGAUGCGGGGCGUGCAAGAAAUUUGCAGUAUGUGGCCUGCUCCUUUCGGGGUGCCAGCCAGCCAGCUGUGACCUUCCCAAGGUACUCCAUUCCCUCCUUCCUUGUUUUCGCCUGGCUUCUAAAGACAUGCAAUGAUGGCGCCAGGCAAGCCUUUCCAGGGACAGCGUUUCGCUCACGGGAGCCACUGCAGAAAAGGGAAGAUGGGAGCCAGACUCCAACCACAUCUAGAAGGCCACAGGCUCCCCAUCCCUGUCGUAAAGGUAAAGGGACCCCUGACCAUUAGGUCCAGUGGCGGACGACUCUGGGGUUGCGGCGCUCAUCUCGCUUUAUUGGCCGAGGGAGCCGGCAUACAGCUUCCGGGUCAUGUGGCCAGCAUAACUAAGCCGCUUCUGGCGAACCAGAGCAGCGCACAGAAACGCCGUUUACCUUCCCGCUGGAGCGGUACCUAUUUACCUACUUGCACUUUGACGUGCUUUUGAACUGCUAGGUUGGCAGGAGCAGGGACCGAGCAACGGGAGCUCACCCCGUCGCAGGGAUUCGAACCGCCGACCUUCUGAUCGGCAAGCCCUAGGCUCUGUGGUUUAACCCACAGCGCCACCCGCGUCCCUGUCUUACACCUGCGCAAAUGCAUUAAUGCACCAUCCCCGUUUGGCUGAGGACAGGUAUGAGGAAUCUGUGGACCUCCUGGUGUUGCCAAACCACAACUCACACCAUCCCUCCAUAGCUCAGUGGGUGAGAGCAUGUCUAUGACCCCCUGAUCACUGGCCAUGUUUGCUGGGGCAGAUGGGAAUUGGAGCCCAAGAACAUCUGUCCUUCUCAGGGACAUGGAGAAUUAAAAACAUGGAGAAUUAAAAAUGGGAUACCUGUGGGAAAGGCCUAGGAAAAGUCACUGCAACAGGAUAGAGAAUGGGCAUCAUGCCCAAACCAUACAUUUAAAGUGCAUUCAACACACGGCUUUCCCCCAAAGAAUUCCAGGAGCUGUAGUUCGUUAAAAGGUGCUGGGAAUUGUAGUUCUGUGGGGGUGAACUAUAAUUCCCACAAUUUUUGUUAUGUUUUUGUAGAAGUCAUGUGCAUUCCAUGUGCGCUGCAAUAGCUUUGAAUAUAUAGCGUGGCUAUGACUAAAGAUGCAUUUUUGUUUUAUUAUUUCCUCCUUUCAUAAAAAAUUAUACACUUGCUUGAUCGUAAAAUAAACCUCAAAGAGGUUCACAAGCUAAAAACAACUACAGCACAGUGUUUGAAACAUUCUUCAAAAAAUUAAAACCGGCAAUAAACUAAAAAGAUUGAAACACGCACCAGUGUUCUACAUAUCUGGGUACGAUGCUCUAAAUCAGCCUUUCUCAACCUGUGGGUCCCCAGAUGUUGGACUACAACUCCCA